AUGGUGAGAAUUGCUGUUAUUGGGGCUGGAAUCGUUGGAUUAUCAACAGCAGUGAAUAUACAACGGAAGAUAGAUGGUGCUGAGGUGAUAAUUUAUGCUGAUAAGUUUGGAGUUGACACAACAAGCGAUGGAGCUGCUGGGAUUUUCCUAAUGGCACAACCUCCUCCAGGUGUACCUGAUGAUAUUGUGAAACUAUGGCUGGGUGAAGGAUGGAAACAUUAUGAUUCUAUAGCAUCCUCAGCUGAGGCAAGUUCUGCAGGGAUACAUGUUUUAUCUGGCUAUGUAUUAUACAAUGAUGGACCAAAAGACCCACUUUAUAAGGAUUAUGUAUACCACUAUAGAAACUGUACAGACAAAGAGCUCCAAAAGAUGGGUUUCAAAUAUGGUGAAUUUGCGACAACACUUAUUGUGGAGGGUCGAAGGUAUCUUCCAUGGAUCACUAAGGAGUUCAUUAAAAAUGGUGGUAAAUUUGUCAAAAAGAGGCUUUCAACGCUUGGAGAUAUAGGCGACUCAUAUGAAAUCAUAGUAAAUUGCUCAGGACUGGGAAGUCGGGAACUAGUUGGUGAUGCCAAGACUUAUCCAAUACGGGGCCAGGUUAUAAGGGUGAAGGCUCCCUGGGUUAAACAUUUCUACUAUGACACACAAAAUGUUGUAUAUGUAAUUCCUGGUGUAGAUAAUGUGACACUUGGAGGCACAAAGCUGGUUGGUGAUGAAGAUAAAGUUGUAAGAGUAGAAACUAGAGAUGAAAUUCUUCAAAACUGUUGUACACUUGUGCCAAGUUUAGCCAAAGCAGAUUUCCAAUGGGAUUGGGUGGGCCAGAGGCCAGGCAGGUCAACUGCAAGAGUUGAGGCUCAAAUCGUAAAUAUCAAUGGCAAAGCACAGAAGGUGGUGCAUAACUAUGGCCAUGGAGCAGUUGGGAUCACCCUAAGCUGGGGUUCAGCAGUACAUGCUACCAACCUCCUUAAAACUCUUCUAAGCAAUACAAACGCUAAAUUAUGAAACAUUAGGAAAAUUUUUUAGCAAUUUUUUAUAUCAAACAUUUCAAAACCAUGGUUUUACCAGCACAUUAUAUCACGUAUUAACCAAAGGAAAGAGUUGC
This is a messenger RNA of Owenia fusiformis, 1099 nucleotides long. NCBI's taxonomy places the organism in Eukaryota, Metazoa, Annelida, Polychaeta, Sabellida, Oweniidae. The record is from the annotation of a GenBank genome assembly.